This is a messenger RNA of Vanessa atalanta (red admiral), 1696 nucleotides long. It is a transcript of the gene Sap30, whose product is annotated as histone deacetylase complex subunit SAP30 homolog. The transcript has 3 exons. The record is from RefSeq and is a predicted model, not a curated record. Gene Ontology annotation, cellular component: histone deacetylase complex. Lineage: Eukaryota; Metazoa; Arthropoda; Insecta; Lepidoptera; Nymphalidae. Bases 452 to 994 code for a protein of 180 amino acids. Gene Ontology annotation, biological process: regulation of DNA-templated transcription. Gene Ontology annotation, molecular function: transcription coregulator activity; protein binding.
AGCUAUUGCGUUUAGUAAUGUGACGGGAGCGGGACGUAUACUCGAAUGGCGAUCGGUGGUAAAUUUGUAAUUUAUGCUCAGUUGGAUAAAUUUAAAUAGCAGAUUUUUUAAACAUUUCGUGAAAUAAAGUUCUAGAUGAUUUUUAUCGAAAAACAUUAAAAGAACUAGUGUAAAAUCUGUAAUAUCUCGUAAGCUUCUCUGAAGAAGCCAUGAACAUUACAUUAUUUGUGUAAAAGUGCAGUGAUUGAGUAAACUCGGAUUUUUCAUGAUCAGUACAAUAUAGCAUUGUGAUUAUUGGAUACUUUUGAUAUGUUAUUAAGUGACUGUUCCGCCGAAAUGUUCUGUGUUUUUACUUAUCAUAACCUCAAUCUAGAGGCUUUGUGAAUACGUCGAACUAUAUUGCAUCGCCGAGUGCGAGGCUUCGCUUAAAACUUUAAUUUACCUGUUAUAUAUGAUUCAACGCGAGUAUCCAAUGAACAACGGGUUUAGUACAGGAGAAGAAGAUUCUAGAGGUAAUUCAGACCAAAUAUGUUGCCUUGUGGAUGACAGCGACCGAUGUAGGCGACCUGCUGGCAACGCAUCGUACAGCAAGCGCAUACAGAAAACAGUCGUUCAAAGAAGACUCAAACUGAACAUAGAUCCUCAGGCAAGGCACACAUACAUCUGUGAUUAUCAUAAGACAAUGAUACAAUGUGCAAGAACAAAGCAAAGGAGGCCUAAAGACUCAGAGGAUGACAGUCAUGAGGCAGAAAUGGACUCCCCUGAAGUAGAUUGGGUCCAAUUGCAAGUAAAUACUUUAAAGAGAUAUAAGAAACACUACAAAGUGCCGACAAAACCAGGAUUUAAUAAAAGUCAGUUAGCUGAAGCUAUCCAGAAACACUUUAAAUCCUUGCCAGUAAAUGAAAAAGAAAUUGUGACAUACUUUAUUUAUAUGGUGAAAACAAAUGGCAAUAAGCUAGACCAGAAAAAUGGUAUGAACUCAGACUCAGUGUAGUGAUAUGUGAUUUUAAUUUAUAAUGUGUAGUUUUUAAUUUAGUAAUAGAAUAUAGAUCCAUGAUUUCUCUUAGAUUUACAAUCAACAUUGAAAAGAUUGUCAUCUGAAUAUUGCAUAGAUUUAAUAAUGAAAUAAAAAUAUAUAUAAUAAUAAUUAACAUAUAUUGUAGUAAUAAACAGAUAGCUAAGUCAAUACCUACAAGAUUUUUUUUUUAAACUAAAACAUAAUAAAUGUAUUUGUUUCAAUACACAAUUUAUUAUAAUUCCAAUUUUAAAAAAGAAAGAUUAUGUAAGAAUGUUUAUUUGAAGAUGGCAAUCCCAACAACACAUGAAAUUGUAACUUUAUAUAUUUAUAUAACUGUCACAAUCAAAACUUUUGUUAUAUAGAAGAUUACUUAUACAAAACAGAAAACAUACAUAGCCAGUGAGGCUAACUUUAAAUUUGUAUUUACCACUAAUUCUUCUAAUUUCCAUAUAGAAGGUGCAAAUUAUUAUAAUGAAAUAGAACAACUCAUUAAAUAUGUAAUGAAGUAUGCUUAUCUUUUAAAAAUUGCUGUUCUAGUAAAUCUUCUAUUCAAAUAUAUGAUUAUAUAAAUGUAUAUCCUUUCUUGCUGCAUAUGAAACGUAAAAUUGUUUUGUAUAUUAUAUGUAAUUAAGACAAUUUUAUCAAGGAUCCUCUAUUUAUUUUCAUCUAGAUAGGCAA